UCCUGCAAUGAUGCCAAUUACAGAAGUGAAGCUAAAAGUUCCACAAGCUACUUCUAAUAACUUCUACACAUCUUCUGGGAACUGUUUUUGUACAUUUUAUUUGCAGCCGUGGAUCUUCUGAGUAAUCCUCCUGAACCCCAACAUCCAGUAACAGAGCUGUAUACACUGACGCUGUUUCUAAUCACUGCAUGAGGCGCGCAGUAGGUUCUCCUGGAGUUCCAGACAUGUUUGGAGCUGUGUGUAAUCGUUUCAUGUGGCGUCGUGUGUUCUUUAUAUCGUGUGUGUUCUUUCCUUAUCUUUGAUUCUGUGUUUGAACAGUUGAUCAUGUAGCUUCCUGUUUGUAGGAGGACGGACACAGUAACGUAGCUCUGCUGAUCACGCCUGCCUCGUGUUGUCUGUAUAAAGUCUCUGACUCUGAGACUCUUCUGCACUCGUCGUUCAGUGAACAUUGUGUUCCUCUGCUACGUCUGCGUCCAUCAUGAAGCUCCUCAGUGUGGUUCUCCUUCUGCUUCCACUCUCGCUCUGUUUGGCUAGAGUCGUGGAUGAUUUUACUGAGAGCUGUCCAGGGUUCUUCGCUACUCCGAAUCAUGUCGUUUCUCCUCCCACGGGUUUUACUGGGGAUCGCUUUAAACGGAUCUGUCAAACUCUAAAUGACACAGUUGAAUUCGCGACACUUUAUGACACGGAGAACAGGAUCCCAGUUUACUCAGCAUACAGGUUUACCAGACUAAUGAAGUGUAAUAGAACGGACAAGUGGUAUAUUGAACCUCAGCUGGAAGAUGGAAUCUUGUGGCCAAACAUGGUUAAUGAGUCUGCUGUGAGAAAAGAAGGUGUAAAUAUAGUUAAUCAGGCUGUGAAUGCCGAUUACGCCAGGUCUCGCUGUGAUAAAGGACACCUGGCUCCAGUUUCCCAUGCCGCCUCACAGAGCUGUUCUAAUGCCAGCUUCACUCUGACCAACGCUGCUCCACAGAAUCCAUCAUUCAACCGCGGGCAGUGGAAGGUGACAGAAAGAGCAAUGGCUAAUUCUCUGAAAAAAUAUUGCCUUAAUGAAGGCCUGCGUGCAUUUGUAGUAACUGGGGUUGUGCCGGGUAAUAAUAAAAUGAAUAACAGAGUGCAAAUUCCCAGUCACUUCUGGACGGCAUUCUGCUGCCUUAAUAACAAUAAUAAAACUAUACGCUCAGGUGCAUAUAUUGGAGAAAAUAGUAAUGAUUUUGCACCAUAUCGGAAGAGCGUGCUGGACGUGGAGACAGAGUUAACAGAGCUGUAUAGGAAACAUUUCCGUAACAUCAUUCCUUUCAAAUUCCAGCUUUUUGAUGGAAAAUGCUAUACAGAAACUGAAAGGGCACAAAAGCGUAAAAAGUCCGGCUGUGAGACAAAUAAACGUCAAAAAUUGUAAAGAAAUUUAAAGCAGGAACGAUGUUGAACUAGUGGAAAGUCCGAGUGUUGAAUGGUUUCAGCGUCUGUCCUGUAUGUUUCCCAUUCAGUGGAACAACUUCUACACACAUACACUUAAAAAAAUGAAAACUAAUCAGAAAUCACUCAUGUGUUGAUUGACAUGUUGUUGUACUUUUAAUCAGUUUAUUUCUGUCACUAAAUUGGGAUCAGAUCAUUUAUUAUUAAUCACUGAAUUGCAGUUUGAUUUUCUGCAGAAUUCUACAUCAAUAAAGAGCAUCCAAUUAAA
Molecule: messenger RNA, 1681 nt
Organism: Ictalurus punctatus (channel catfish)
Lineage: Eukaryota; Metazoa; Chordata; Actinopteri; Siluriformes; Ictaluridae
Product: endonuclease domain-containing 1 protein-like
Exons: 2
Coding region: 479-1396 (305 amino acids)
Molecular function (GO): hydrolase activity; nucleic acid binding; metal ion binding
Source: RefSeq, a predicted model, not a curated record